AUGUACUGCGUGAACAACGGGAACACAGGGCUCGGGAUUGCAAAUAAUGGCACUAAUGGCAACAGUGGGUCCAGUGCUCCGAGUUCGAGCGAUACGGGUAUCUCACCGAGUGCUUCUUCCGCCGCCGCCUCGCAUGUUGUGUCGUCUUCACCAACUCCGACGACCUCUCCGACAAACGCUGCAACCACCACAACGAAAGCAGCCGCAACACAAUCGACAAGUCCUGCCACUGCCUCACCGACCGCAACCGGGAGCUCCUCGGGCAGCUCCUCAUCGCCGUGGAAAGUUGCGCAGAGCUACGAAGGUGACACUUUCUUCGACGGGUGGGACUUCCAGAACUCUCCAGACACAACGACGCACGGUGUCGCGCAAUAUGUGGAUAAAGACACGGCCAACUCCUCUAAUCUCACCGAGAUCAACGCCGCGGGGAAUGCUAUCAUGCGAGCGGAGACGACCGGGACUGUGGCGACCUACCGCAAGAGCAUACGCAUAACCUCGCAGUACAGCUACACCGGCGGCCUAGUUGUGCUAGAUGCUGUACAUAUGCCGACGGGUUGCGGGACAUGGCCAGCUUUUUGGAGCAACGGUCCAGGUUGGCCUGCGGGCGGCGAGAUCGACAUGGUAGAGGGUGUCAAUGACUACACCAACAACCAGGUGACGCUCCACACGGCGCCCGGUUGCAGCAUGCCCUCCUCGGACCCUACCACGCUGGGCAUUUCCGGCUCUCUGAUUGGCGGGACGGAUUGUGCCGCUGCGGACACCGCGAACGCAGGGUGCGGCGUGCGCGCAAGCGAAACGAACUCGUACGGUGCUCCGUUUAACGCUAUGGGCGGCGGUGUCUAUGCCACGCUAUGGGACGACGACGGGAUUAAGACCUGGUUCUUCCCGCGCAGCUCGAUACCCUCAGACCUAUCGAGCAGUGCGCCACAGCCAACGACAUGGGGCACGCCCAUGGCCGCAUUCGCAGCCUCGUCAUGCGACCCGUUCAAGUACUUCUAUCAGCACACAGCUAUCUUUGACACCACCUUCUGCGGUGAUUGGGGAGGAGGCGUGUGGGACGCAUCAGGCGUGCCCGGGCAGGAUCAGAGCUGUGCCGCGCGCACCGGUGUCGCGUCAUGCUCGGACUUCGUGCUUAAUAACGGCGCCUCGUUCACUGAAGCCUACUGGGAGGUCAAGAGCGUCAAAAUCUACCAGAAGAGCUCAUAA
Molecule: messenger RNA, 1206 nt
Organism: Trametes versicolor FP-101664 SS1
Lineage: Eukaryota; Fungi; Basidiomycota; Agaricomycetes; Polyporales; Polyporaceae
Exons: 7
Coding region: 1-1206 (401 amino acids)
Biological process (GO): glucan catabolic process
Molecular function (GO): hydrolase activity, hydrolyzing O-glycosyl compounds
Source: RefSeq, a predicted model, not a curated record